Messenger RNA from Labrus bergylta (ballan wrasse), 999 nucleotides. Lineage: Eukaryota; Metazoa; Chordata; Actinopteri; Labriformes; Labridae. The record is from RefSeq and is a predicted model, not a curated record.
CAACAGCUCACUUUGUUAUCUUGUGUAGUUUUAUCAGGCCGUGGUGUCGUAACGACAGCCCGGGUACAGAGCAAAGGUCUCGGUCAGAGCUGAUACACUGACUCGCUGUUAGAUUCACGGUCAUCCGAAAAGUCAGCUCCGCUACUCGAUCCAUCAUGAACUUCAUCCUGGAAACCCUCCAGGUCCUCCUGCUGUCUCUCUGGUACAACAUCGAGUCCUUCAUCUACUUCUUUUUGCCCAUGAAGAAGAAGAACGUGACAGGGGAGGUGGUGCUGAUCACGGGUUCGGGCAGCGGGAUCGGGCGGCUCAUGGCUCAGGAGUUUGCUGCGUUGGGGACGGUGCUGGUGCUCUGGGACAUCAACCAGGACGGCAUGAAGGAGACGGCCCGGCUGGCUAAAGAGAGCGGAGCCAGCAGGGUCCAUUAUUACGUGUGUGACUGCAGCGACAAGACCGAGGUGUACAGGGUGGCCGACCAGGUGAAGAGAGAGGUCGGGGACGUCGGCAUCCUGGUGAACAACGCCGGCAUCGUGACCGGGAAGAAGUUCAUGGACGCGCCGGACUCUCUGAUCGAGAAGACGGUGGAGGUUAACACCAUGGCUCACUUCUGGAUGUACAAAGCUUUCCUUCCCGCCAUGAUCGCCAACAACCACGGUCAUCUGGUCAGUAUCGCCAGUUCAGCAGGACUGAUCGGAGUCAACGGACUGGCAGAUUACUGUGCCAGUAAGUUUGCAGCCGUGGGUUUCGCUGAGUCAGUGGGUCUGGAGAUGUUGGCGUUGGGGAAAGACGGCGUGAAGACGACCAUCGUUUGUCCGUACUUCAUCAACACGGGGAUGUUUGACGGAUGUCAGACCAAGUGGCCGACUCUGCUGCCCAUCCUGGAUCCAAAGUAUGUCGCCAAGAAGAUCAUCCACGCCGUGCUCACAGACCAGGUGUUCCUGCUGAUGCCCAGGAGCAUGUACCUGAUCACAGCCCUCAAGAAGUGAGUGUUCAGCUUCUCUU